AUGCGGCUGCGCUCCGUUCGCACAGCUUUGUGGGGCCUCUCGUUCGUCGGGCAGCUGACCGACGUGACAAUCGGUCACCGAACUGGGGCAGCAGAGACGUUGUGUUCGCUGCCGCCCGAGGCGUACGCGCGGGCCAAAGUGGCGUACCCGGCGUCCGCCUUUGCCAUCGAAGCGCUCGAGGCGCACAGCGUUGCCACGUGGUACUCGGACCGCUUCGUGGACGGCGACUACGCGCAGCUCGCGACGGACCUCGUGGCCGCCUGUCCACUGACGUCGCGGAUCAGUGUCGUCGUCUACGGACUGCCGGAGAAGGACUGUGCGGCCAGAGAGUCCACUGGUGGCGGCUCAGUGAACUCUGCGGCCGACUACGUCGCGUUCGUCACGACGCUCGCCACGGCGAUCGGCGAGCGGAAGGUGCAGUACAUUCUCGAGCCCGACGCCAUUGCGCUGCUCGCCGACAGCUCCAAGUGCGGCCAACGCGCGGGGUACGUCGCGAACCUGCAGACGGCCAUUGGGCUGUUGGCGUCGACCAACGAGAACGCAGAGAUCUACUUGGACGUGGGCUACUGGACGCUCCAGGACGCUGCCAAGUCGACGGUCGUAGUGGAGACUGUGAAGCAGCUCGCGGCCAUGACGAAUCGAGUGAAGGGCAUUGUGCUCAACACGUCCAACUACCAGUCCACGAGCACGUUAGCGACGCUGUGCACGGCUUUUCAGACAGCUAUUGGCUCGACGGAUCUGCACUGCAUCUUUGACACGUCCCGCAAUUACCACGGCGGCCCUGCGUCGCACGAGUGGUGCAACGUCAAGAGCGCAGGGAUUGGGGCGCUGCCGACGAAGAAGACGGGUCUGAGCAACGUCGACUACCUCGUUUGGGUCAAGCCACCGGGCGCUAGUGAUGGCACGUGUGACGGGCGCACGUCCGACUCGAUGCACGGACCUGGCGCCGGCACCUUUUCCGACGACUUGUUCCAGUUGCUGUGGAACCAGGGCAUUCUGGUCGCUGAAAAGGGGUACCCUGUCAUUGACGGUACGGUGCACGGCGUCACGACUCGGAAUAGUACGUCCUUGGGACGCGACGAAGAGGGACCGGAGCAGCACGAGCACGAGCAGGAGGAUCCAGACGACCAGGAGCAGGCGACUGGCAAGCCCAAUGGGACACCAGUGCGGACGAAAUCGGCCUUUGCGGUCGAGAAAGGAGGCAGCUCAGCUUCGGCCAUCUCGUCGACCUUCGAUGCCAGCGGUACUGCUAUCAAGUCGAAGGAAAGCCGGUUGAAGGCGGAGGAAGUGUCGUCGUCGUCGCCGUCGUCGCCGUCUCCACCGACGACAGCGUCACGAUUGGCCGACAGCCAUCAGAUCUCAAACGAGAGUUCAAGCAGCUCAACAGCAGGAAGUAGCGUGGUCGUCGUGCUCGCUGUUGUAGCUGCUGCAGUGGUAGUGCUUGCCGCCGUUGUAUACGUCCGUCGGCACCAGUCGAGGAUGCUGAGCGAGAGCAAGACGCGAGAGCUGUCAGCUUUAGCCCCUCUGCCAACAACAAUGGUCAACUUUCGACCUCAACCAGCUCUCGUUGCGCCAGACUCGUACCUUUUGUAG
Hyaloperonospora brassicae is the source of this 1593-nucleotide messenger RNA. The record is from the annotation of a GenBank genome assembly. NCBI's taxonomy places the organism in Eukaryota, Oomycota, Peronosporomycetes, Peronosporales, Peronosporaceae.